Sycon ciliatum is the source of this 873-nucleotide messenger RNA. RefSeq names its product ankyrin repeat and SOCS box protein 13-like. Gene Ontology annotation, molecular function: protein binding. NCBI's taxonomy places the organism in Eukaryota, Metazoa, Porifera, Calcarea, Leucosolenida, Sycettidae. The transcript is spliced from 6 exons. The coding region runs from base 1 to 642 and encodes 213 amino acids. The record is from RefSeq and is a predicted model, not a curated record.
AUGGAACAGCCAUUUCUAGAUACUCUGCUAAUGCAUUUCCUGAAAGCUAACUGUAUGAAGAAAUCAAAGCCUAUGCUGGAUAAACGGACGCCACUUCACUACGCCACUAUUGAGAACAAGAUCGACUGCGUUCUGCAUCUACUGCAAGCUGGAGCUAACCCAGAUCAAGGAGAUAAGGAUGAACGGACGCCACUUCACUAUGCCACUAUUGAGAACAAGACCGACUGCGUUCUGCAUCUACUGCAAGCUGGAGCUAACCCAGAUCAAGGAGAUAAGGAGGGAAAGACACCACUUCGCUAUGCCAUUGAGCGGGGUCGUAUCGACUGCAUGCGGCAUCUACUGGACAGCAAAGCCGAUCCAAACACACCUGACGAGUAUGGAAAGACACCACUUCACUAUGCCAGUGAGCGGGGUAGUAUCGACUGCAUGCGGCAUCUACUGGACAGCAAAGCCAAUCCAAACCAACCUGACAAGGAUAAACGGACACCACUUCACUAUGCCACUAUUGAGAACAAGGCCGACUGCGUUCUGCAUCUACUGCGAGCUGGAGCUAACCCAGAUCAAGGAGAUAAGGCAGGUUAUGGAACAGACAUUUCAAUAUACUCUGCUAAUGCAUUUCCUAAUGCAUUUCCUGCAAACUAAAUUUACGAAGAAAUCAAGGACUAUGUUGGUCAACUGCUGGAAAAGUGCUCGAUGUGCCGGGCGAGGAGCUUUUUUCACAAUGAUUAUGCCCCAUUUUUUAAUGCCAAUUGCCUGAUGACUUCUUCGGCAUGAAAAUUAAAUCACAACAGCUCCUGAUCGGACCCUUCUCUCCUUCAUUGAAAAUGUUAUGUGAAGAAAUCAGUAUGUGCCCUAACUCCGAGUGUCAUGUUG